Molecule: messenger RNA, 1293 nt
Organism: Mesoplodon densirostris (Blainville's beaked whale)
Lineage: Eukaryota; Metazoa; Chordata; Mammalia; Artiodactyla; Ziphiidae
Gene: AS3MT
Product: arsenite methyltransferase
Biological process (GO): arsonoacetate metabolic process; toxin metabolic process
Cellular component (GO): cytosol
Molecular function (GO): arsenite methyltransferase activity
Source: RefSeq, a predicted model, not a curated record
AUGACUUUGGGCACACUAGGGCCGGAGCGCGAGGUGAGGACUCGUGGUCGGACUGCGCAGGUGGGUUCCUGCCCGGGGGCGGGGCCUCGGGAGCGCUGGGCUUCUGGAGCGCUGGGCCUAGAGAGCCGGCUGCUGAGGACCCAAGUCUUGCAGUCCGGAGGCCGAGGAGACAUGGCUACCACCCGCGACGUUGAGAUCCGGAGGGACGUGCAGACCUACUACGGGCAGGUGCUGAAGAAAUCAGCAGACCUCCAGACCAAUGCGUGUGGCACUGCAGCCAGGCCAGUCCCUAAGCACAUCCGGGAAGCCCUGCAGAAUGUAAAUGAGGAAGUAUCCUUGAGAUAUUAUGGCUGUGGUCUGGUCAUCCCUGAGUGUCUGGAAAACUGCUGGAUUUUGGACCUGGGGAGUGGAAGUGGCCGAGACUGCUAUGCACAGCUGGUUGGUGAGAAGGGACAUGUCACUGGAAUAGACAUGACAGAAGGUCAGGUAGAAGUGGCUAACAAGUACAUUGAAUAUCACAUGGAAAAAUAUGGCUUCCAGGCACCCAAUGUGACUUUUAUUCAUGGCUAUAUAGAGAAGUUAGGAGAGGCUGGAAUCAAGAAUGAGAGUUAUGAUAUUGUUAUAUCCAAUUGUGUCAUUAACCUUGUACCUGAUAAACAGCAAGUGCUGCAGGAGGUAUAUCAAGUGUUAAAGCACGGUGGGGAGCUAUAUUUCAGUGACGUCUAUGCUAGCCUUGAAUUGCCAGAAGAAGUCAGGACACACAAAGUUUUAAGGGGUGAGUGCCUGGGUGGUGCUUUGUACUGGAAGGACCUUGCUAUCCUUGCCCAAAAAAUUGGGUUCUGCCCUCCACGUUUGGUCACUGCCAAUUUUAUUACAGUUCAAAACAAGGAACUAGAAAACAUGAUCGGUGAUUGCCGUUUUGUUUCUGCAACCUUUCUCCUUUUCAAACUCCCUAAGACGGGACCAACCAAAAGAUGCCAAGUUAUUUACAAUUGAGGAAUCACAGGACACGAGAAGGAACUAAUAUUUGAUGCAAAUUUCACAUUUAAGAAAGAUGAAACUGUUGAAGUGGACGAAGAAACAGCAGCUAUCCUGAAGAAUUCACGAUUUGCCCAAGAUUUUCUGAUCAGGCCAAUUGGAGAGAAGUUGCCGACAUGUGGAGGCUAUACUGCUUUUGAAGCAAAGGAUAUAAUCACAGAUCCAUUCAAGCUUGCAGAAGGGUCUGACAAUGCAAAGUCCAGAAGUCUCCCUGAAGCUGCCAGCGGCUGUUGAGGCACAGAGAAGUGCUGCUAA